CGCACUGCGUCCUGGCGGCCCCGACUCGUGCCAAAGCGUCGCGGGAUCCCACUGCCAGCUCGCAGAGCAGUCCUCCGGCCUCGCCCUCCCCUGGCUGAGCGCGGAGCCCAGGCGGCUGCCUGGCCGAUUGUGCGUAGCCGGGCGCCCGAGAACGCCGGCAAGCGACCUGCUCCCCGCCCCGGCCCGGGAUCCGCCCCUCCCGGAGUAGCUGCGCGCGCUUGGCCGGCACUAGGAACCACCGGCAGCCGCAGGUGCCCGCCCGCCCCCGCCCCGCCGAGCCCAGCCCAGCGCUCGCGCUCGCGAUCGCAGUGCGCCCUGCCAGGUAGGUGCCUUUCCCUGCUCACUCCUCCUUUCUCGGAGUUUCUCAGUUAGCCCCUGCUCCCCGGGUGGAAGCAUUCUCGGAAGGCGUGGAAGGACCGCCAAGAUCUAGAUAUCCAGCUGAGGUUUCUGGACCUCUUUUGAGUGAAGAUGACUGUUUCUGCCUAGAAAAUGUAACUGGAGGAUCCAAGAGGUCUGGGCAGACUUGACCAUGGGAGCAAACACUUCAAGCAAACCACCGGUGUUUGACGAAAACGAGGAUGUCAACUUCGACCACUUUGAAAUUUUGCGAGCCAUUGGAAAAGGCAGUUUUGGGAAGGUCUGCAUCGUGCAGAAGAACGAUACCAAGAAGAUGUAUGCGAUGAAAUACAUGAACAAACAAAAGUGCGUGGAACGCAACGAAGUGAGGAAUGUCUUCAAGGAGCUCCAGAUCAUGCAGGGCCUGGAGCAUCCCUUCCUGGUUAAUUUGUGGUACUCCUUCCAAGACGAGGAAGAUAUGUUCAUGGUGGUGGACCUGCUGCUGGGCGGGGACCUGCGUUAUCACCUGCAGCAGAAUGUCCGCUUUCAGGAAGACACUGUGAAGCUGUUCAUCUGUGAGCUGGCCAUGGCCCUGGACUACCUGCAGGGCCAGCGCAUCAUUCACAGGGAUAUGAAGCCUGACAACAUUUUGCUUGAUGAACAUGCACCUGAGAUGUUCAGCUCCAGCAGAGAAGCGGGCUAUUCCUUUGCUGUUGACUGGUGGUCACUGGGAGUGACGGCGUACGAGCUGCUCAGAGGCCGGAGACCAUAUCAUAUUCGCUCCAGCACUUCCAGCAAGGAAAUUGCACACCUGUUUGAGACGGCUCUUGUGACUUACCCUUCUGCCUGGUCACAGGAAAUGGUGUCACUUCUUAAAAAGCUUCUGGAACUGAAUCCAGACCAACGGUUUUCUCACUUGUCUGACAUUCAGAACUUCCCGUACAUGAGUGAUGUGAACUGGGAUGCAGUUUUGCAGAAGAGGCUCAUUCCAGGAUUUACUCCUAACAAAGGCAGGCUGAACUGCGACCCCACCUUUGAACUCGAAGAAAUGAUUUUGGAGUCCAAGCCUCUGCACAAGAAGAAGAAGCGCCUGGCCAAGAAGGAGAAGGAGAUGCGGAAAUGUGACUCCUCCCAGACGUGCGUUCUUCAAAAGCACCUCGAGUCUGUCCAGAAGGAGUUCAUCAUUUUCAACAGAGAAAAAGUAAAAAGGGAUUUUAAUACAAGACAAGCAAAUGUAGCCUUGGAACAAACCAAAGACCCCCAGGAAGAGGACAGCCGGAAUAACAACCUGUGAAGUCAACAUCUUCUUCCUGGGACACUUCCUGGCACCUUGGGCCAGGAGCUUCUGAUUUCCAUGUCAGGAGGAGCUGACAGUGAUUCUCACCUCUCCACACCUCACACACCUGAGACACUGAAUGAAUACCUUUGGAAGGGGG
Messenger RNA from Vicugna pacos (alpaca), 1772 nucleotides. The record is from RefSeq and is a predicted model, not a curated record. Lineage: Eukaryota; Metazoa; Chordata; Mammalia; Artiodactyla; Camelidae.